This is a messenger RNA of Saccoglossus kowalevskii, 1350 nucleotides long. Its product is annotated as calcineurin B homologous protein 1-like. NCBI's taxonomy places the organism in Eukaryota, Metazoa, Hemichordata, Enteropneusta, Harrimaniidae. The record is from RefSeq and is a predicted model, not a curated record. Gene Ontology annotation, molecular function: calcium ion binding.
GACCGGAUUCACUAUUUAUAGUUGCGUUUUUAUUUUUGUCUCUAUUGUACAGGACUUACGGUGGUUUGUAUUCCCAUUUGAUUUACAGGGGAGUACAACUACGCGUGAAAUGGGUUCCAGAUCAUCUUUACUUUUGAGGGAUGAAGAAAUUGAAGAGAUACGAAGAACAACAGGAUUUUCACAUAACCAAAUAAUAAGGCUUUACCACCGCUUCAAUAGUCUUGAUAAGAGUAAUAAUGGUUUUCUAAGUCGUGAAGAUUUUUUGAGAAUUCCUGAACUUGCAAUCAACCCACUUGGGGACAGAAUUAUCCAUGCCUUUUUCGGGGAAACCCAUGAUUCAACGUUAAAUUUUAAGCAGUAUGUAAAAGUGUUAGCUACUUUUAGACCAGUCAAAGAUGGCAGUGACAAUAGAUUGAAUAGCCGUGAAGAAAAACUGAAAUUUGCUUUCAAAAUGUAUGAUGUAGACCACAAUGAUAAAAUAUCUCGAGAGGAAUUGUUAUUGGUAUUACAAAUGAUGGUUGGUGCUAAUAUAUCUGAAGAACAGUUAGGAUGCAUAGCAGAUAGAACUAUACAGGAAGCUGAUAAUGAUAAUGACGGUCUCAUUUCAUUUGAAGAAUUUCAAAAGGCAAUGGAAAGGACAGAUGUUGAACAGAAAAUGAGUAUAAGAUUCCUUCACUGAAUCCUGCAAGUUAAAUGAACAUGUAAACAAUGUUGGUAAAAAAAAAUAACCAAAUCUUUAUAUCUAUCGCAAACAUGAAUAAGAGUUGACAAAUUUGACCACAUUAAUUGCAUAAUCAUGAGAAUGGUGAAUAGUGAGUUAACUGACUCAUUUCAAUUAGCUUUUACAAGUACCUUGUGUGUAAGCAGGUUUUUUUUACAAAUUGAACAAACAGUAUUUGUAGGUACCAUAAUGUAAAUAGAAAGAUUAUUAAAUGGAGUGCUGUAUAUACUGUACUUGAAAUGUGAACAGGAGGAGGAGUUUGUUAAUUAUUGCAAUGAGUGUCAUGCCAAUAUAUCAAUGCUGCACACUCAUUGCAUUAAAUUGAUUUUUUUACUACAAUGUACCACUCAUUGUAUGUUUUGAUAAUUUUAGUGAUGAUCUACAGAUCAUAUUCUAGACAGUGAUGUUGUAAAUUAAAUGUACUUGAUAUUUUUAGCAUUUUCAUAUCUAUUUCUGGAACCUUUACUUAUUUACAUUAUCAGUAAUAACUUUCAUAAACUGGAAAAAAAAUACUUUCAUUAGUAUGGCAUUCUCUGUUUGGCUAAAAGUUGGGUUUCUUAUUGUGUAGAUCGGGUUACAAAAUUAAAUUUAUUUCUCUGUUUGCAGCAGAUUGUUCCUUUCUUCUUGUU